This is a messenger RNA of Ornithodoros turicata, 5553 nucleotides long. RefSeq names its product gastrula zinc finger protein XlCGF9.1-like. The record is from RefSeq and is a predicted model, not a curated record. Gene Ontology annotation, cellular component: nucleus. Gene Ontology annotation, biological process: regulation of transcription by RNA polymerase II. Lineage: Eukaryota; Metazoa; Arthropoda; Arachnida; Ixodida; Argasidae. The coding region runs from base 370 to 999 and encodes 209 amino acids. The transcript is spliced from 3 exons. Gene Ontology annotation, molecular function: DNA-binding transcription factor activity, RNA polymerase II-specific.
CGGAUCGUCGAGCAGUGAACCGUUCUUCCUACUCAUCAUUUUUUGAAAUUGUUUAAUAAAUCUAGACCAUGUUUUUGUCUAGGUUUUUCGCCUGUGGUGUGCGCCAAGGUACCCGCCCACCCUGAUUCAAAAGGAAUUGGGAAGCGUGGAAGUUUUAAGUUCUUCGAUUCUGGCAACAGUUCUGGCAGUUGCUUCAAGCAUGGGUUGUCUUGCCUAGAAUACACAGUCACAAACUUUGUCAUUAAAUGCACGCACGAAAAGCUGGACUCUACAUGCAGCGCUCCGUGAUUUUCCGGUUUGCACCCCUUCAACUUUGUGAGUGAACUGCUUUGUUUGAGGCAACAGCAGGUGUUCACGACUUGACUCCGAAUGUACAAGGAACACCAUACAGUUCUAUGGGUGUCAACGGGUCCUGGCAGCUACGACCUCCUCCCGCAAGACUCUCCGUGCACUUCGCGAGACCCACCUCGGUCCGGCUCCGGUCCGUCGACGAACCUCCGCGAGAAGCGUCGAGCGCAGGCGCACCCGUUCGAGUGCGACUUCUGUCCGGCCACCUUCAAGUACAUGGGACCCCUCGUGAAGCACGUUCGGACGCACACAGGCGAGAGGCCCUUUAAAUGUACCUUCUGCAACAAGACUUUCAACCGUACGCACAUCCUCAAGUUGCACCUCCUCACGCACUCCAGCGUGAAGCCCCACACGUGCGACGUCUGCGGCAAGUCUUUCACCGCGCGCGCCAACCUCUCCGUGCACAUCCGCACCCACACGGGCGAGAAGCCCUUCAAGUGCGAGGUAUGCGGAGCCUCUUUCCACUCGAGCACGAUCCUCAGCGGCCACAUGCUGAGUCACACCGGCGUCAGGGAAUUCCAGUGCGGGCACUGCGGAGCAAAUUUCAGCCGCAAGUACCACCUGACGAGGCACACGUUCAGGCAUGUCAAGCGAGGGGACAUAAAGGAUGAGGGAAGGGUGCAGAGAGGAGCUGCGUCCCAAAAGUCGUGAAAGGGUGAAGGGUCGGGCCACUUUCGGUUGCCGGGCGGUGGUGGACAAAAAAAUGUGUGCUCAAAUUUACUAAAAGUACUAUAGUCUGUGACAACUUAAAGGGAGUACAGAGGGCCAUCCCAAAAAAUUUCAGAUUAAGACAUCUGAUGAAAGUGUGUGUGUCGUUAUACCGAAGAGCGCGAAAGGUUUUGAUGUGCGCAAUUUGUUUCCCAGAAAAAGACCUUUCCUUAACUCGCCACUCCAGCUAUAACGAGGAUGAGGAGGUAUGAUGCCACGUCACCGAUGACGGUAUAAGGAGAACUCGUUCUGAUUCGCCAGUCAGUGGGGGUCAGCGCCUUCUCCCUUUGCCGUCAUAAACUUGUUUUGCCAGUUCCCUGGAGAAUUGGGGAUAGAAGGAGCGGCAGAAGCAUUACCGAGCAAGGAGAAAGGCUUUAUCGCAACCCCGAACAGCCGAGUAGCAGAUGAUAGCGGAGUAGCAGACAACAUUUCUCUAGACCAAUCAGCGAGCGUUCUCCUCAUAGCGUGAGCGCGAGGUUCCAGGCAGAUCACAGGCUGGUACUGCUCUUCACCACCGUUGCACACGGUCGCUUUUUGCGGCGUAUUUUAAAUUCAGUUUCCGCGAUAAUUAUGACUCUGUGGUGUGAAUUACUUCGCAUGGUGCAUCUUACUUUCCUAAACAACAGUCUUAUAGGAAGAAAACUGGGUGUUAAAAAUGACUUCUGCGCUACUUUAAGUCCUACGAUUGGGGCCGCCUGCUCAUCCGUGGAAGGCUCCUGCGAUUGGCUGCCAGCCUUUGCACGAUGCGAUGUAGUGCCGGCUCUCUCUCUCUCUGCCCCCAGUCCCAACUUGGCCGCGCCGCACUACAUUCGUUCGCGCCAUAGAGUUAAUAUAGGAAGACUACCUAAAGAACGUACUUGGCGCGCCGUCAGUGGGAUUCUCCCAUCCCCGAACGUGACCGCCCGGGCGCAACCAUCCGUUGGUCAUGGACGGUGUUAGCGGACCAAUUUCUGCCCCCUAACUACAGCGGAGCUGCUCCGUUUGUUGCCAACCAUGUGCAGUCGCAUGGGAUAACAAAUGGGGAAACGAGCCGAUGGAGGGAAGACGUCCAGCCUAGGAAGCGAGGCAAGCCGUGUACUAAUUACGUUGAGUACGUACAAACCUUCGGGAUACGUGCAGAAUUGAGUACUGCCAUCGGAACGACAAGGUAAAUGCUGUCAUAUCAAACGUGAAUCAUAUCUUACCUAUGAGAUCACCUGCGACACCGCCAACCCUUUGCUUUCCACCGAGACAGAUGAAGAUGUUUACCGCCUAUGACGCGUUGAAGUGGCGUUUGUAUGCUUUGCGAGCGAAAUCAAUAAAUCGUUUCCCAUCGUAACGAACGUAGGCAUAUAUUUCCGAAGACAAGAAUAAUCCAAAGAUGAAUAGCACACACAGUAAACUCUCAUCUUCAUUCUGCCCUGCGAACCAACGGGAACCGGAAAUGGCAAAAACGAAACCUUCCGCCUUUCCAUGCUCUGGUCUGUCGAGUUUCGUGAUAAUAAAUUGACAAACGAACGACAGCACGCAAGUGUUGUAGUGGGACAAUAUUCACUGCUUAUCUGUUUUACAAGUACAUACGAGAUACACACAUAGUAUGCCAAAUUUCAAUAGCAAGUGAUGAAUUUAGGAAAACGAGCGCGUCAAGUUUAGCGGAACGAAGCAGCCAAUGCAUGACCGACGGACGGCAGCUCCAUUGUGGUCACGCUGUUUUGAGCGAGUCCGACCCCCCUGGUUGAUGCGGAGUGAUUGGGGGCGAGGUCAAGUUUAUGACCUAUGUUGUCACUGACUAUAAGUACUUCGUGUCAAUGGUACUUGAAGUACAGUACAAAGUACCACAUUUAAAAGUAGUCUGAAUACUGGGUAGACAUAUUCCUUUACUAAUGUAUUCCAACGCGCAACAGACUUGCAUGAUACGAGACCGUCCCUCUAAAGUACUCAAUUGGAAAUGUAAAGUGCACAUACUGAAAAAGGAACUUAAGGUAGUACUUCAAGUAUGCCCUGCAUCGUAGGCGAAAAAGAAAAGAUGUCCACACUGAACAGAUAUAAAAUACUGUUGUUCAGAGCAGUGUGAAUGGGGACGUCAGGUUUUACAGCAAAAGGGGGAAAUAUAUUCAUUGGAAUUCGUAAUCGCUCAAAUACUGAUCCGGAUCUGACCAGUGAUGGUGGCCAUGGGAGAGGAUAUGCAUACGAGAACCAAUAGGCAUUGGAGAUUAUGUAGCUUCUCUGACUUCCAAGCUCAAUGCGAAUGUAUCUUAAACUCUUUUAUCUUUGUGACCACGACAGAUAGAAAAUAGGACAUUAUUUGAAUUGCUUCAAUUUUUUAAUGUACUUUUUGGUCUACCUCACCAGUGUUUUUCACUCUCUACACAAUUUAAACUCCUCGUGUUGGCACGCGCAUAUAAUUUGUGAACAUUCAUGGAGUGAUAGUUGUUACUGAGAAUUUAUCCAGUCUGGCCUUCGACUGAUUGCCAGUUUCCAGUGUCAAGGGUACACAAUGUGUAUUAUAGUGUGUCAUCAAAACAUUGCCAUGUGGCAAUCAUGGGGCCUCCAUAAAAGGGUCUGUUUUUGUGCACUGUUCUUGCUGUGUUUGUCAUAUCAUGUUACAAUCAUGUGUCACUUACCCGUAUUUCAAUUAACCUGGUUAUCCGGUCUGCAUGAUCGGAACGAAACUGUGACCGUUGUGUUGCCGAUGUAGUUAAUUAACUGGAAUUAGUUAUUCAUAUAUAAGCAUGGGGUACUCAAAGCAGUGUUCCAGAAGUGGUGUCAUUCUGAUUCGCUUAUGCGGAAAAGUGUUAAUGGGGAAUCACUUCUUCAGAAAUCUAUGGGCGAUUUUCGUUCGCACAAGACAUGUGAACGUUCUAAACUAUCAUCAUAAGAUUGGUACUUGCGUGUUCUCUUAGCUUUUCUCUAGUCAGUGACGUAUUUUUAGAGGACAAGGUUGAGCCGUUGAUUUUUAAUAAAUUAAAGUUCGGUUCGUCUCGAACAAGUGCUGCCCUCUAGAUAGUGUGUCGCGCACUAAAAUAUUAGCGAAUUCAGGCUCGAUACGAAUCAACGGAUAGUCCUGGAAUUCUACGAAAUGUGUCGUUGACGAGGGUAAAGCAAGGAGAACACACCAGUACUUCUGUUUUGAUGAUAUUUUGCGCCGUUUCUAAGCGCUGUGCAAACAAACUUUCUCUUUUGUCUUGCGCAGAAGUGAUUCCCCCUUAAUGUCCUCCGUCUUCAUCAUGUGCUGGUGUUGGCAUUGUCCCAGAGAAACGUCAUUUCCCCCGGGAGCCAUCUAGUCCGCUCUUUCACCCCGUUUUGCCUAGGGGUAUCUCACUGGAUGCCAUUGUGAACCGACAGGCUCUUGGGGAAACGCAAGAAGUGCCCGAUUUCCGCAGGGCACAGGAAGUCGCUAUGAGCGUGAGCUAGACACAGGCCCCGUGAGAGUAUUUUUAGGUUUCAAGCCCGAGUUAAAGAUGCGCUAGAUGUUGACAUAGGAACAGCAUAGGAACAACGUAGGAACAACGUAGGAACAAUGUAGGAACAACACGAUCUACGGGAAAAAGAGAAAUGGGUUCCCAGUGGUCCUGCAGAGCGAUGGGCAGGCUUCUGUCACACACCUCACAGACACUUGGCAACCUGAAACAGUCCACUUUAAAAUACUUUUCGAGAUAACGUGUGCCAGAACACAAGUUCUUUCUGUCUUCUUAUUUUUCCGUUGAAUAGUAAGCACAUUUAGCGAAAUGGUACACUUCCUCUCUAUUCAGUUAUCUGGAAAUUUGUUAUCGGGACAAUAUGGGGUUGACAACGGUUGAGUCUCCACGAUAAACGGGACAUGACUGUACAUACUUUGUCGUAUCUUUUAAUGGGACCUCAAAGAUAUAGCCUCCUACAAGUUCGAUUGUGAAAAGUUCUUGAUCCUCUUAAUAGUGUUAAUAGUUUGUUAAACAGCAUAAUUCAGCUAUUUUGUGGCUUUGACAAUAUGAGGAUUAUCACUCUGCUACAUUAUUUCAAAGUAUCGAUUUGUUAUUUAGACAAGUAAAUCGACGCAAUGUAGCCAAAUAAAAACAGGUACGUAUAAUCUAAAUGUAAAUAGCAACGGUGCAGCAGUAUAUUUCAAUGUUGUUCAAUUUAAUUCGUUGAAGUUGUACAUGUUGAAUUGGCUGACAUACUAUUCAUGACAUGAGCAUUGCUGGUUUUGUACAUGCGCUUUGUGAUGCUAGAUACUGUGUGUCUGUGUUUUUACUGCGUUCUUUCUUAUGGGACUGCAUGUUCCUAUAAGCACUGUUGUACGUGCCUACGUACGAUUUUGAUCACCUUGUUGGAUCUUGGACAUGACGUUUGGUCAUGGCACUUUGCAAACCAAGACACACACAACUGGCUACUUCACAAAGCUGGUCAACUGUUCAUAGCUACCAUUUUGUAACCUUUUUUUUGAACCACACAGCCACAUGGUUUCUAUCCUGUUUUUCUUCAUAGUUUGGGACUGUACCUGAAUUCGAGCUGAUUCAAAUAAACCCUGUCUAACGAUUU